UUCAAUGAUGCUUUCGGCUGAUGAUUUAUCUCCGGAUUCUGGUGAUCCACUCUCGGCUGAUGAUUUACCUUCGGGUUCUGGUCUUCGACCACUCUCGGCUGAUGAUUUACCUCCGGAUUCCGGUCGUCCAUGCCGCAUCCAAUGGAGCCCAUGCUGGGUGCUGGAUAACACUGUAAAGCUGGCCUCAGGCUUGACGGCGGCGGAGGAGGCCGCCUAUGAGGACAUCCAGGGGUAUUUCCGUCUUCUGGAGGCAGACCGAGACAGGCUCCGGGAGCUCGUCAAGAAGCCUAGUGAGAGGAUGCUGUGGAGACGGGAGCUUCAGAGGGCUUGCCACCAGGACGACUGGGAUGACUUGCGGAAGGAGUUGAAGCAAAUGCAGCACGGAGUAAGGACAUGCGAGGCUGUCAUCAGAGACACCAUUGUCAAGAAAGAAAUACUCAACGACGAGUUGGAGAGAGAGAUUGCGAUAAUGCACAUCUGUAAGAGCUGGUAUUCCCUGCUCGAUGUCAAUUUCGCUCCUGCUGUGGAGAAGGUGCGUGAGGAGACAUGGUGGUUUAUGGAAUUGGCUGAAAAACACCAGGCCUCUCUGGUUCCCGUUGACAACCCUGACACAGCUGACCUCGACCAGCAGAAGGAAGCUGACAAAGCCACCAAGAAGGCACAGGAGGAGGCUGAAAAGGCAGCCAAAGAAACACAGAAGCAAGCUGAGAAGGCAGCCAAGGAAGCAGAGAAGCCAAAUGAGAAGGCACAAAAGGAAGCUGAAAAGGCAGCCAAGAAGGCAGAGAAAGAUGCUGAGAAGGACGCUAAGGUGGCAGCCAAGGAAGCAGAGAAGGCCGCCAAGGCAGCACAAGAGGAAGCUGAAAAGCUUGCAAAGAAGGCACAGGAGGAAGCUGAAAAGGCAGCCAAAAAAGCAGCCAAGGAUGCCAAGAAGGCACAAGAGGAAGCUGAAAAGGCAGCAAAGAAGGCACAGGAGGAGGCUGAAAAAGAAGCCAAGGUGGCAGCCAAGGAAGCAGAGAAGGCCGCCAAGGAAGCUGAAAAGGCAGCUAAGGUGGCAGAAAAGGAAGCAGACAAGGCUGCCAAGAAGGCACAAAAGGAAGCUGAAAAGGCAGCCAAAGAAGCUGACAAGGCUGCAAAGAAGGCACAGAAAGAAGCUGAAAAGGAAGCAAGGAAGGCCCAGAAAGAAGCCGAGAAGGAAAUCAAGAAAGCCGAAAAGGCAGCGAAGGCAGCAGAGAAGGAAGCUGAAAAGGCAGACAAGAAAGCACAGAAGGAAGCCGAGAAGGCUGUCAAGAAGGCCCAGAAAGAAGCCGAGAAGGAAGCGAAAGAAGCUGAGAAGGCCGCCAAGAAGGCAGAGAAGGAAGCGGAAAAGGCUGCCAAGGAGGCACAAAAAGACGCAGAGAAGGCUGCUAAGCAAGCAGAGAAAGAAGCAGAGAAGGCUGCAAAGAAGGCACAGGAGGAGAAGAAAAGGGCACAGAACAGCAGCCAAUAAAGCACAGCCGGGGAUCAGUGAGGUACAAUGGGUCCAGUCAGCACGCCUGGUCCUCCCACCCAAAAUGCCAGGGUGGAGUAUGUGGAGGGGAAAACGAGCAGCUUCGAAUGAAUGGCAGUGAGAGAGAUAGCAAAAGUAAAUUUCCAUUGUUACACUACUUCUAAAAGGCACCUAGAUGAUUAGAUGUUUGCUUUUGAAAUGAAAAUCGAAUGCGGAGGUAAACCCCUGCAAAUUUACACUUCCUAAUAGAGCACCGUAAGUAUCCCUGAGCUGCCAUUUUGAUGUAGAAACAAGGAUCAUAGCAGUCAAUGGAAUUAGCCUGACUCUCCCAAUGAUAUCUGAGCAUUAUUCUCACAUGCUUUUGAUCAUUAAGCAUUUGCAGAUGAUCAUGUCAACAUGGUCCACUGUACAUUGUGACCAAAAAAUUCAAAAUAGGAACUUCUGAAAAACUGCAUUAUUUUGUCCGAUAGGGCAAAAGGACAGGUGCUUUAGCACCACCACAUUCGUAUCUGUUAUGGUUGUAUAUACUGUGACGAUGAUAACGAGUGUUGAUGUUGCUCUGCUAACAGCAGCUAUUCAAAUUCAAAUUCAAAUUCAAAGCUAUUCACUGCCAUCCAUUCGAAACUUCCUGUGUUCCCCUCUGCAUACGGGCCAGACGUGCUGACUGGAUCUAUAUGGACUUAAAAAAGGACAAACAGCGAGAGACUGAGGAGUGAAGAAAACCAUAACUCCUGUCUUAAGAACUCUGGGCUGUGCCACUUGUCAACAUGGCUUCUCACUUGUCCGAAUGUAUAUACUGUAUAUAUUUAACUUUUAUUUUCAUUAUCACUAUCAUUAAAACUAACAA
Messenger RNA from Engraulis encrasicolus (European anchovy), 2333 nucleotides. RefSeq names its product axoneme-associated protein mst101(2)-like. Bases 5 to 1486 code for a protein of 493 amino acids. The record is from RefSeq and is a predicted model, not a curated record. The transcript is spliced from 4 exons. Lineage: Eukaryota; Metazoa; Chordata; Actinopteri; Clupeiformes; Engraulidae.